This is a messenger RNA of Brassica napus (rape), 549 nucleotides long. RefSeq lists its product as uncharacterized. The transcript has a single exon. The coding region runs from base 1 to 549 and encodes 182 amino acids. NCBI's taxonomy places the organism in Eukaryota, Viridiplantae, Streptophyta, Magnoliopsida, Brassicales, Brassicaceae. The record is from RefSeq and is a predicted model, not a curated record.
AUGUCAUCAUCUUCAUCCGAUGGACUCGAAGAAACAUUGGACGAACUUUUCGACGAAAUCUUGGAAUAUACAUACAACGACAUAGUGGAGGCUCAAACCAGUAAGCAAAGGAAAUGGGCUUACAUAGAACGAAACCGUGAAGCGGGACACGACCGUUUAUGGAAUGACUACGUCAGCGAAUAUUCGACAUUCUCGGCACAUUUAUUCAGACGCCGUUUCCGCAUGAAUAAGGAAUUAUUCUUGCGUAUUGUCCAUGACCUCUCAAAGAACGUUCCAUUCUUUCGACAAAGAAGAGAAGCAACCGGGAGGUUUGGUCUUUCUCCACUACAAAAAUGUACGGCAGCUAUUUGUCUGCUUGCUUAUGUUUUUGCGGCUGGCACGGUAGACGAAUAUCUCCGACUUGGUGAAAGCAUGGCACUUUCGUGUUUACACCAUUUCACUGACGGAAUAAUACAGUUAUUUGGAGAUGAGUAUCUACGAAGACCAACACCAGAGGAUCUUCAACGACUGCUCGAUAUUAGAGGAAACACGGGUUUCCUGGGAUGGUAG